AUGGCGGAAUCGACGCCCCUGUUGGACAAGAAGAGGGAAACUCCCCUGCCUACCUUUACCUUUGCUAAGGAUACCCCGCACGGCAAACGCCCCCAAGCCAUCGCCCAUCGAGGCUACAAAGCUACGCACCCGGAAAACACCAUGGGCGCGUUCAAAGCAGCAGUUGAUCUUGGCGUCGAUGCUCUCGAGGUCGAUCUCCACAUGUCCAAGGACGGUGUGGUGGUUCUUUCCCAUGACCCUACUCUCAAGCGCUGCUUUGGAAAGGAUGAUAGGAUUGUCGACUGCAACUGGGAGUAUCUCCAGACGCUGCGCACUUUGAAGAGCCCGCAGCCAAUGCCAAGGCUGCACGAUCUUUUGGAGUAUUUAACCACGCCAGGUCUUGAAGACAUUUGGAUCUUGCUUGAUAUCAAGCUACUGCUGCCGAGUCUGACAGACGCUAUGCUGGGAACUAAAACUGCCAAGAAGCUCGACGACUACGCCGAGGAUCUUUUCCGGGCGAUUGCAGCAACCUUGGCAGAUGCCAAGCCGUCAUCACGUCCAUGGAACGAACGUAUAUUGUUGGGAUGCUGGGCAGUGAGUCUAUAUGUCUACCUACGUCUUCUCAACCCUAAUCUUCGUUUAAAGGCAAAAUAUCUCCCUCUGUGUACAAAAUAUCUUCCCGAGUAUCCGAUCACUCACAUCGGAUUCAGCGUGGAUUAUGCGCGCCAGUUCCUCAAGGUUCCUCGCGUUGGUCUCAAUUUGUUCCAGAAACUUAUAGUCGGACCUCGUGGAGCAUCGUUGAUUCGAGAAGUGAAGCAACAAAAGGCUGAGCGCACGCUGCUCUUUUGGACCGUGAAUGAAGAAUACUGGAUGAAAUGGAGUAUCCGGCAAGAGGUUGAUGGCGUCAUCACGGAUGAUCCUGAGAAAUACCUAGAGGUUCGCAAAACUUAUGACAAAGACGAGGCGUUACGCCAGUCUUGGGCGUCCUGGAAGGGUAUUCUUGGAUGGCACUGGCACUUUGUAAAAUACGGGUUCUCUUUCAGAGUCAAGCAUGGUUUCUGGGUCAAUGUGCAAAAGGUUAGGAAGCAUUUAGAGGGCUGA
Molecule: messenger RNA, 1080 nt
Organism: Talaromyces rugulosus
Lineage: Eukaryota; Fungi; Ascomycota; Eurotiomycetes; Eurotiales; Trichocomaceae
Exons: 3
Coding region: 1-1080 (359 amino acids)
Biological process (GO): lipid metabolic process
Molecular function (GO): phosphoric diester hydrolase activity
Source: RefSeq, a predicted model, not a curated record